GCUCCAGACUUAUUGGACCCUAAAUCUGCCACUCACAACACCAAGCCCCGCCUCUCCUUCUCCACAAAGCCAAUCACACUGACUCCCCGGGAGGAGAGCGAGGUGGUGGCCACAGUGAUGAAAUGGAAGACGGUGACAGCCAUCUUUCUUUUGGUGGUUCUGUACCUGGUGAUGGGAGCAGCCGUCUUCAGAUCCCUGGAACAGCCUCACGAGAGUGCCCAGCGUUUGGCCAUCCUGUCCCAGAAGCUGGAGUUCCUGGCCAGACACUCCUGUGUCAACCAAAGCCAAUUGGAGGAGCUGGUUAAGCAAGUUGUGUCUGCUAUCCGUUCAGGAGUAAACCCUGCAGGAACCCUGACCAACCACAGCAGCCUGUGGGACCUGAGCUCUGCUUUCUUCUUUGCUGGGACUGUCAUCACAACCAUUGGUUUUGGGAACAUUUCUCCCCACACAGAGGGCGGAAGAAUAUUCUGCAUCGUCUAUGCGUUGCUGGGGAUACCUCUGUUCGGCUUUCUUUUGGCGGGUGUGGGGGAUCAGCUCGGCACCAUAUUCGGCAAGGGCAUCGCCAGAGUGGAGAAGAUGUUUGUGCACUGGGACAUCAGUCAGACAAAAAUUCGGGUCAUAUCCACCCUGCUGUUUGUGUUGUUUGGCUGCUUGCUGUUUGUGGCGCUCCCAGCAGCCAUCUUUAAACACAUUGAGGGUUGGUCUGCGCUGGAGUCUCUUUACUUUGUGGUCAUUACCCUGACCACCAUAGGAUUUGGGGACUUUGUAGCAGGUGUUUGAAAGGCUCACUAUCUCUCUCUGUCUCUGUGUCUAGGUGGUUCGGAAAUCGAGUACUUGGACUACUAUAAACCAGUUGUAUGGUUCUGGAUUCUGGUGGGUUUGGCGUACUUUGCUGCCAUUCUCAGCAUGAUAGGAGACUGGCUGAGAGUUAUCUCCAAGAGGACCAAAGAAGAGGUUGGAGAGAUCCGUGCUCACGCUGCAGAGUGGACAGCUAACGUCUCAGCAGAGUUCAAAGAAACACGCAGACGUGUUAGUGUUGAGAUCUACGACAAGUUCCAACGUGCUGCAUCGAUUAAACGCAAACUGUCCUCGGAGCUGGGAUUCAGCCCGGCCUCUGAGCUCACACUGCCCCGGAGAAGUGUGUCGGUCAAUUACAAUGAUGAGCGAGAGAGGUACGAGAAGGAGGCUGGGCUGCAGGGCCUGACGACACCACUCGCAAGAAACGGUGGUUUGUACGUGAAUGGGUUGGACCCAGAGAGAGGAGAUAUCUCAAUUAUAGAGCACCUCAAGUAG
Messenger RNA from Scomber japonicus (chub mackerel), 1293 nucleotides. RefSeq names its product potassium channel, subfamily K, member 2a (gene kcnk2a). Lineage: Eukaryota; Metazoa; Chordata; Actinopteri; Scombriformes; Scombridae. Gene Ontology annotation, cellular component: membrane. The transcript has 8 exons. Gene Ontology annotation, biological process: potassium ion transmembrane transport; stabilization of membrane potential. The record is from RefSeq and is a predicted model, not a curated record. Gene Ontology annotation, molecular function: outward rectifier potassium channel activity; potassium ion leak channel activity.